AUGCAGGGUCUUGCGGAUGGUCCCGUCAAGACUCACCUGUUCCGACUUGAAAUGGAUUCACUAGAACAAGUCAUUUCCAUUGCGGAACAGGAAGACUUCAGUAUGAGACAGGCUCGCGCCAGCUCGACAUCAUAUCGUCAACCGAGUCGAUAUGACAGCGGAGGUCCAGAGCCGAUGGAACUCUGUUAUGUAGAGAGCGAGAAGGCUCGCUCUACAGACUACAAGAAGUUGCAGAAAUGCAACAGAUGUCAAAAGACAGGACACUACGCUUACGAGUGUAGUGCCCCUCGUCCAGUGUCUCGCGACACUGGGCGUAGUGACCGUCCACCCAUGAGAAAGGGGCAGGGACGCGUGUCCGCUGUUGGUGCAAAGACGCAACAACGGUAUGGACCGUCAAAAAACGGACAGGAUCAGUAG
Peronospora matthiolae is the source of this 417-nucleotide messenger RNA. The record is from the annotation of a GenBank genome assembly. Lineage: Eukaryota; Oomycota; Peronosporomycetes; Peronosporales; Peronosporaceae.